Daphnia carinata is the source of this 1236-nucleotide messenger RNA. It is a transcript of the gene Cdc37, whose product is annotated as hsp90 co-chaperone Cdc37-like. Gene Ontology annotation, molecular function: protein kinase binding; protein-folding chaperone binding; heat shock protein binding. Gene Ontology annotation, biological process: protein folding; protein stabilization. Bases 121 to 1173 code for a protein of 350 amino acids. The transcript has 6 exons. Gene Ontology annotation, cellular component: cytoplasm. The record is from RefSeq and is a predicted model, not a curated record. NCBI's taxonomy places the organism in Eukaryota, Metazoa, Arthropoda, Branchiopoda, Diplostraca, Daphniidae.
UUGAGAGAUAGCAUCGAACACGUAACGCCAUCUAGGAUUGUGGGACCCCCCUAUAACCUAAGUGAACGACGUUUCGAAUCUGUCAGUUUCUAGCAACUUCGGUAUCUAGUUGUUGCGAAAAUGGUUGAUUAUAGCAAGUGGAAAGACAUUGAGAUAUCAGAUGACGAGGAUGAUACCCAUCCUAAUGUGGACACACCAUCCUUGUUCAAAUGGAGACAUGAAGCUAGGAUAGAAAAAAUGAACGAAAUGGAAAAAGAAAAAGCCAAGUUUCUCAAAGAUAAAAAUGAGGUAUUGGCUAAACUAAAAGAGGCAAAAAUUAAAUAUGAACAGGCUCAGAAAGAUGCCACUGAUUUGUCUGAUUUGAAGAAGCAAUUGGAAGAACUUGAGGCGAAAAAGAUUGAGCUAGAAGACCUGGAAGAGCAAAUGAAGAAAAAGGAAAAGCUGAUGCCAUGGAAUGUAGAUACAAUUAGUCAACCUGGAUUUUCAAAAACUGUGGUGAAUGUUGGUCAACCUAAGAAACAAGUAGAGCUCACUGACGAAGAAAAGGAAAUAAAAACCAGGGAAUUUUUCAAAAAACAUGAGAAAAAUCUGAAAGAAUAUGGAAUGCUGCAAAAAUAUGAUGAUAGUAAGCGAUUCCUUCAAGAAAAUCCAGAUCUUGUUUGUGAAGAAACAGCAAACUAUCUCGUAAUUUGGUGUAUUAAUUUGGAAAUGGAAGAGAAAACUAGUUUGAUGGAACAUGUAGCCCAUCAAUGCAUUUGCAUGCAGUUCAUUCUAGAAUUAUCUAGACACCUCAAUCGAGAUCCAAGAUCGUGUGUAUCAUCCUUCUUCUCUAGAAUCCAAAUAGCUGAUGUGGAAUAUCGUAAAGGAUUCGAAGAUGAACUCAAAUCAUUCAAAGAACGCAUACAGAGGCGCGCGAAAGAGAAAAUGGAAGCUGCUGUAGCGGAGGCUGAGGAGGAAGAGAGAAAAAAUCGCCUCGGGCCAGGUGGAUUAGAUCCUGUUGAAGUGUUUGAAAGUUUACCACAGGUCCUUAAAGAAUGUUUUGAGACACAAAACAUUGAACUACUUCAGCAGGCAAUUUCAACUUUGCGAGAAGAAGACGCACGUUAUCAUAUGAAAAGAUGUGUAGAUUCAGGAUUGUGGGUACCAGAUGCAAAUAGUGGGAAAAAAGAAUAGUAUUGCGAUUAUAACGCAAAAUAUUUUAAUGAACACCUUGCUUAAUAAAAUUACAUGAACUAA